This is a messenger RNA of Mytilus trossulus (common blue mussel), 2664 nucleotides long. RefSeq lists its product as uncharacterized. The transcript has 8 exons. Gene Ontology annotation, biological process: protein autophosphorylation; regulation of autophagy; autophagosome assembly. The record is from RefSeq and is a predicted model, not a curated record. Gene Ontology annotation, cellular component: cytosol; membrane; autophagosome. The coding region runs from base 23 to 901 and encodes 292 amino acids. Gene Ontology annotation, molecular function: ATP binding; protein serine/threonine kinase activity. Lineage: Eukaryota; Metazoa; Mollusca; Bivalvia; Mytilida; Mytilidae.
GAGAUAUUAUGAUACCCCAGUAAUGUCAGCUACUGCAUUUCCUCCAAAUCUUAAACCUCAUAAGUUCUACAAGUUAGAUGAACACUACAGAAGAGAUCAUGCUAAAUAUGGUGAAACCAUGACAACCUUUGGUGACUUUGGCAAUGUGUACAUGAUGGAUGAUUUAACAGUUAUUAAAAAGGUAAAAUUCCAGAACUAUGAUUUUGACAUUGACAAUACAGUAUAUAAGAAAUUGUUCAACAGACAACAUAAACACAUUGUAGAUCAUAUAUGGGCAGCUGUCUACAAUGAUAUAGAGGAAAUUCAUAUCUGUACCACAUUCUUUAGAGGAGGAACAUUAGAAGAUUUACUGCAGAGCAGAAUGUUAUUAAACCCUGUUAUUGUACAAGAAUACCUUCUACAAAUACUAGAUGCUGUAAUUUAUCUACAUGAUAAAUGUGGAAUUAUCUAUUUAUAUUGGACUACUUCCAAUAUGUUGUUCCUUGACCCCAUCAGAAAGCAUAUCCUGAUAUCAAACUUGUCUCUCUCUGUACCUAGUAAUACAGACUUUGAUGUUGGUUAUAUCAAGCAGUCUUUGCCCCCAUGUCUUACACCCCCAGAGAUAAUGAAUGGAGAUGACAGCUUAAAGUUAACUGGAGUGACAGACUGUUGGGGAUUAGGUUGUAUGACAUUAGAAAUGUUAAUAGGAAAACAGAUGUGGUAUAACGAAAGACAUUACCAGAAAACUAAACUUAUAGACAAGAUAAAAACUAAAGAUAUUAGUCCACAACAGUACAUUCAUAAACACAUAAUGCCAGGAAUUUUCCAUUCUGUAUUAACUAGAUGUUUUGAGUUUGAUGUAAGAAACAGGAUUGGUUGUGAAGAAUUACAGAAUCAACUGAAGAACUGGAAAUACAACUAAAGAAAUGAAAGACAGAUGAAAUUAAGACCUAAGAAAUGAAAGACAGAUGAAAUUAAGAGCUAAAGUGUAACUUCCAACAAGACCUGGAAAUAUGUGAACAUGUAGCAAACUGUCCCCCGUCUGAACAGUUAUUAGUGCCAUUAAUUGACCGGUGCCAUUUCUUAAGUUACUGAUUAGAAGUUUAUAAUAUGCAAACUGACCACCAAAUAUCAUGUCUUUUCUUGACAGUUUGUUGAAAUUAAUAUGUGCACACAUUCUAUCAUCCCAGAUAUCAUUUAAAAUGAAAUCUGUACUUCAUUAAUUACAGUAAUAUAUUUUUGACUGAUAUUUAAAUGUUUUAAAUAUUCACAUAAAACAUCAAUGUAAUUUUGGUAAAUAGAACAAUUUGUGAUCACUUAAUGUAAUUUUGGUAUAUACUGUAAAUUCAGAAAUUAUUGCGUGCAUUUAUUAUUGCGAUUUUGUCAUUUGACAAUUGAAUGCGAUUUGAAUUUUUAUGAUUUUGAGAAAAGCCAUGCUUAAUUCAGUUAAAAUAUUACAAAAUGCGCGUUUUAACUAUUACAUUUACAACUUAGUCGCAUUAUUUGCAAUAAUAAAAACCUCGCAAUAAUUUCUGAAUUUACAGUAGAACAAUUUGUAGCAUUUAUUUAAAAGUUGUCUCAUGAUUUUUUGUAGAAAUCCAUGUUGAACUGUUGUCAGGGUAACAGUUGAUAAUGUAUUGGACUGUUUGUUUAUUAUUUUGUAAUUAUUUAAUGCUGUACAUCAGGGUUGAGAUUGGGGUCUUCAUUGUUUGUUACUUAGGCCAUUUUUUCUCCUUUGUUUUGUAUUUUAGCACCCUAUUCAGACCCUCUGAUCAGUGUUAUUUAUAUGUAUCAUUUUUAUAUGCUCAGUAUAAAUGAAACCAGGCAUUGUUUAUGUUUCAAUAAGGCAGCAAUUUGACAAUACAACACAAUAAGAAAGACAUCUCAAGGUUACCAUAUAGUUGUCAGAAUUAGAUAGAUUACUGUACAAAAUAAUAUGAGGCAGGCAUUACCUGUGAAUGGGGACGAAGUCUGUCUUUUUUUUUUUAAUUCAAACAUGUUGAUAAAAGAAACGGAAAUAUCAUAACAUUUCCACUAUCGGUUCUGUUGUUAGGGAUUUAGUUGUGACGUUAUUUUCAAUGUAAACAAAGAAACGCUGGUAUCCAGGUAACGUUUUUUUUCAUUUCAAACAAUUAUUAAAAAUGAUUGGGUGUUGAAUUCCUUCCUAUAUUUGUUUAUAUGUUGAUAAAUAUAGAUUUUAUUCAAAGUCUCAUGCAAACAAGAUCGGAAACGGAAGUAGAUCUGAAAAAAAAGUUAAUGAUUUUGAGUUCAUUAAUAGAAUGAAAAAUUCGGGAAAUUUUCCCGAAAUUUUUGAUUUUUUUUAUUGAUUUGUCUACCGUUAUUAGGGACUUCAUCCCCAUAUUAAGUUCUAAAUUAAUGCAAGACUAGCUAUGGGUAAAUUUCACACUGACACACAAAUUAAACUUUUAGUAUUAUGUGUGUUCAGGAUUUCCUAAAAUCACAACAAUUUUAUCUGUCAUUUGUGUUGAUUGGCCAGCAAUCAAAAUAAUAAAUGCUACACACAUAUCUGAAUUAGCAGAUAUAUAACACAUAUUAUAAAACAAAAUGGAUUUUGACAAGAAAGUGAAAUAUAGUUAUCUGUAAUCUUCAUUUUUGUCGAGCCUAUGUCUUUUGUUGCAAUAAUGAGACAUAGCUUUCCUACAUCCCGUCAACGGCAGCGGCGGU